AUGAGCUUCGUCACCCGCCGAGCGCUCUCGACGCUCAUUCCUCCCAAGGUCGCUUCUCCCAAGGCCAUUGGCGCCGCUCCUGAUGCCAUCCGCAUGCAGCGUGUCGUCAGUUUCUACGAGAAGCUUCCUCGAGGUGCCGCCCCCGAGGUCAAGGCUAAGGGUCUCCUCGGCCGAUACCAGGCCAAGCACUUCGGCAAGAACCCUACUGCCAAGCCCAUCAUUCACCUGAUUGUCUUCCUUGUCGGUAUUGGUUACGCCCAGAACUACUACUUCCAUCUCCGUCACCACAAGAACAACGCUCACUAA
Molecule: messenger RNA, 306 nt
Organism: Fusarium poae
Lineage: Eukaryota; Fungi; Ascomycota; Sordariomycetes; Hypocreales; Nectriaceae
Exons: 5
Coding region: 1-306 (101 amino acids)
Biological process (GO): proton motive force-driven ATP synthesis
Source: RefSeq, a predicted model, not a curated record